This is a messenger RNA of Oreochromis niloticus (Nile tilapia), 6634 nucleotides long. It is a transcript of the gene cds1, whose product is annotated as CDP-diacylglycerol synthase (phosphatidate cytidylyltransferase) 1. Bases 286 to 1659 code for a protein of 457 amino acids. Lineage: Eukaryota; Metazoa; Chordata; Actinopteri; Cichliformes; Cichlidae. Gene Ontology annotation, molecular function: phosphatidate cytidylyltransferase activity. Gene Ontology annotation, cellular component: endoplasmic reticulum membrane. The record is from RefSeq and is a predicted model, not a curated record. The transcript is spliced from 13 exons.
UUGUCUGUCCUUGUUCCGUGAGCUUGUCGGCAGUAGGAGGAGAACAGGGACUGCGGUCAUAAACAAACACACGCAGUGGAGUCGGUAGUGUCUGUGGGGCUGUGCAGGACCACUGGCUGACUUUCAGGGAAGCUGACCUUCUUCUCGACCGGCACCGAGAAAUCAGACCGGCUGAAAAAACCCGAACACGAAGAGCGGAUUGUCUCCCACUCUCCCUCCCUUCUCCCUUCCCUCGGAGUCGGCUUAUGUGACACAUUCACGUCCCGGCGGAGAAACGAGAGAAAUAUGACGGAGCUGAGGAAGCGAGGCGGAGGCGGAGCAGACCCUGACAGCGCCGAUAAUAUCAGCGACAAGGAGGCUGAUGGCGAUGACAGGUUGGGCCUGGCAGGUGACGCAGAGGGAGAAUGUGAUGGCGACUCCAAAGCAGACACUCCAGAUUAUCCUCUCGCCACAGCAGACACAGACAACACUCCAGAAUGCCUCAACAAAGCUCUGGAGGGGCUGCCGCCCAGAUGGAAGAACUACUGGAUACGAGGAGUUCUGUCUUUAGCCAUGAUUUCUGGCUUCUUCCUCAUCAUCUAUAUGGGACCUAUUGCUCUUAUACUUGUGGUCAUGUCUGUCCAAAUCAAGUGUUUCCAAGAAAUUAUCACCAUUGGCUACAGAGUUUACCAUUCCUAUGAGCUGCCAUGGUUCAGGACACUAAGCUGGUACUUUCUGAUUUGUGUCAACUACUUCUUCUAUGGAGAAACUGUUGCAGAUUACUUUGGGGCUCUGGUGCAGAGGGAGGAACCUCUGCAGUUCCUGGCUCGAUAUCACCGCUUCAUCUCCUUCGCGUUGUACCUCGCAGGUUUCUGCAUGUUUGUGCUGAGUUUAGUGAAGAAACAUUACCGCCUGCAGUUUUAUAUGUUUGCUUGGACCCAUGUGACCCUGUUGAUUGUGGUAACUCAGUCCCACCUUGUCAUUCAGAACCUGUUUGAAGGAAUGAUCUGGUUCAUCGUCCCCAUCUCCAUAGUGAUCUGCAAUGACAUCAUGGCCUACCUGUUUGGGUUCUUCUUUGGGAGGACUCCGCUCAUCAAGCUCUCACCCAAGAAGACCUGGGAGGGUUUCAUCGGAGGGUUUUUCGCCACUGUCGUCUUUGGCUUCAUUCUGGCCUACCUCCUCUCUCAGUUCCAGUACUUUGUGUGUCCCGUGGGCUUCAACAGUGAGUCAAACAGCUUCACAGUCGAAUGUGAGCCGUCUGACAUCUUUGUGAUGCAGGAGUACACACUUCCCACUGUGCUACAAAACACACUGAGAUGGAAAACUGUCAACCUGUAUCCCUUCGCGAUCCACAGCAUCUUCCUCUCGUCCUUUGGAUCUCUCAUCGGACCGUUUGGCGGCUUCUUUGCCAGCGGCUUCAAACGAGCGUUUAAAAUCAAAGACUUUGCCAAUACCAUCCCUGGCCAUGGCGGCAUCAUGGACCGCUUCGACUGCCAGUACCUGAUGGCCACCUUCACACACGUCUAUAUCGCCAGCUUUGUCAGAGGUCCGAACCCCAGCAAAGUGCUGCAGCAGCUGCUGCUGCUCCAGCCUGAGCAGCAGCUCGGCAUCUUCCAUACUCUGCAGUCCCACCUGAGAGACAAGGGCAUGCUCCCACCUGCUGCUGUCCAGGCCGAGUGACGCGGCACCACCUCCGCAGGGCGAUGACCUGGGAACGUGCGAGACGGUUUUCAAAGUUGGCGUAAGCAUGUACACGCAGGCACGCAUGCAGAACAGCCGUAUGGUAUGUGUGUGAUUUCUGGCGUAUAUCGGAGCAUCCAUCGUCAUCCUGUCGGCUCUUCGUUCAACUUCCAAUCAGCUCAAGAUCACAACUUUGAACCUGAGGUGACUCUCUGAACUACAAGGAACAAUCUAGUAGGAAAGAAACUAAAAACAAAAAAGGAUUUAAAAAAGUGGCUGCGUUGCUUUUCACUUGGACCGGCAUCAGCUGCAGCACACUUCAUGAGCGAACGGGCCGCCGUCAUCCUAAAAACACACACACUGAACAAAAAGAUGUACUCACUCAACAACAGUGACUGUAAAGCACGCAGCUUUCUCAGUGGAUGGUCGACGUGCAGAUUCGCUGUGGACGGCAAAUAUUGCACUAAAUUUAGAUUUUAAAAAAUGGAUUUAAGAAGCUUUUACCAGCAUAAACUGGGCCCAAAGUGUUGUGCACGUGGACCUGAGCUACCUGGGUGUGGGUGAAGUAAUGAUGCAGCAGGGUUGUCAAACAUACUGCUAAAUGAAGCCAUGCUUAUUCUCCACUUCCACAACAUUUAGCUUUUAGGUUUCUGACUAAAUCUUAAAUAACUCGCACAAUAAUAGUCAAGCGACUGUAGGCAUGUUAACACAGACCGCAGAGCAUCAGCUGCACACUCAGCACUCGAAUAAUGUUGUACAUAAAUCUACUGAAACUAUUUAGCAAUCAAUGCAUAUAAUAUAUUACUACUUUAUGUGACCUGCUGCAGAAAAAGACUUAAGUUAUGAGAAGUGAUAUGCAAAAAAAAAAGAGAUGUAACUCAUUUGUAGCUUUUAGCAUGAAGAAAUUAGAUUUUUAACAGGUAGCAAUGUAGAGGUGUUUGGGUGAACCUUUGCUUGAGACUGUAAAAAAAAAAAGAUAAUUUAAAGGAAUAGGUUGAAUAGUGGUUUGUGGGAAAUGUAGUCAGUGGUUUUCUGUCUUUGAGCUGAUAAAAAGAUCAGUAGCACUGUCCUCUCUGUAUCUAUAAGCACAGCAAUACAGUAGAAAAUAUAGGAAAUAUUAUAAAGAUCAGUGGAAAUUUUUUUAAAAAGUCACAAAUGUGGAGCAGCAGAAUAUAGUUUUAUAGUUUCAUUACUAUACCCAUUAUUUCAAUUCAGUUCAAUUUUAUUUAUAUAGCACCACAUCACAACAGCAGUCGCCUCAAGGUGCUUCAUAUUGUAAGGUAAAGACUACAAUAAUACAGGGAAACCCCAACAAUCAGAUUUUAGCCAGUGGAUGAAAAAUCACAUAUAAAUGUCACACGAGUCAGGAGGAACCGUUUCAAACAGACUCGUACGCAAAUUUAAAAGUUAUUGUACUAAUUUCUCUCCUUUACAACUCAACUCAUUUCCCUUGUUCCAGGUUUUUCCUGGUUUAUUAUGGGCCGUUUGGAGGUGAGAAUACCUGCAAGGCAACGGUAAAUGCAUAGCUUACUUAAUACAACUCUGUGCAUUUUCCCAUAAAAAAGAGGAAGCAUGUUUAUAUUGAAGUCACUGCGGUUUAAUUUUCUAAUUUUUCUGCCUAUUUGGAAUUGAGAGUCAGUCUAGCGACUGGUUUAUUCGUCAUUUGUCUAUUUAGACGUUUCACUCGAGCAGUUUUGGAUUUGACUUGAAAAAUGUAACCAGAGGUGGCGCCUGACUCGGUCCAGAUUUGAAUCCAUGAUGUAACUGAAAUAAUGUUUUAUCGUUCUAGAGAUUAAACAAAAUUGCAAAUUUUAUAUCCCAACAUCACAAAUGCAUAAUAAUUAAUAUAAGAAACAGAAGAAAUUGUGAUGUUCAAGAAAAUUCCAGAAAUUAGUCCUAAUCCCCACCCUGAUAUCCUUCUGGAUCCACAGACGAAUUCGUCCAUGACAGUAAUUUCCAUCCUCACAAAAAUCCCAAAACGCGUACUGUACAGAUUAGAUUAUACAGGGAACAACUUUAAGUUGGUGGAAAACUGCAACAGCCUGCAAAGCUGCCCUCUGGUCUCUGUAUUGGGGAAAACUCCUUACUCUGCAGGGUUGCUAAUUAGCAAGUCAGUGACAGAGAGUUUGAAGGACGCGUGUUGACUGUGAGCUUUAGAGGAAUCUUCACUCGCUGAAUCUUCACAUCAGACUCGUGGAAAGAAAACAAAUGAGCACAUUUCCCGAAAUGUGAAACUGUUUCCUUCAACCAAUGAUUUUAGUUGCACUGUGGGGGUGGUGGUGGUGUUUGGGGGGGAGGUUUCCAUCAGAUCAUUUUUGGAUGCUUUAGGGUGUUUUUGCACAUCAGAUCACUGUUUUCUAAGUUUGAAUGUAGAUUGCAAUACAAAAUGUUAUCAAUGAUAACAUGAGAUUAAAUGUAGAGCCUAUACACUGUACGAUGGAGUGUAUGUCUACAGUAUAUAAAACACUUCUUUAGGUGUACAAAGAACUCUGGGAGGUGGUUUUAUUAGCUAUAUAUGCAAGUUGUAGUUUGAUUCUUUAGAGUAUGAAUCAGAUAAUUUUAAUGUCAGAGGAAAUGUGAUGAUUCGUAUUUAUGUUUUUCAUGUGUUACGACGCUACGUUUGCAAAGAGAUUCUCUGUUUGAAUCCAGAUCCUUUCACAGAGACGUUUACCAAAGCACUGUUUGAUCAACACUGAUUUUCUUCCGUUAGUGAAAAAGCUCUGGGUCGCAAAGAGUCAGAUCUCUCCUGUCCCGACUUUCCCCGCUCAUCCCGAAACACUCAAACCUGGAAGGUGAGAGUUUGGAAUUGGGUUGGAGUGCUGACAUCUGGAUCUGUGUUGUGUUCACACGCUUCAGUCGUUGGUCAACGAGGAUAUUUUAAUUUAUUUGUCCAGUUUGUUCUGUUUGUUUUUUCAUCGUAGAUUCCAAGAUGUGAACGAGAGGUUCUGGUUGAAUUUUUGGGACCAGCUGUAUCGUACUGUGUAAAUCUUUUAACUACUGCUUUACGUGCUUUUCUUUACGCACCCCUCACGUGUCCAGCCUUCACAGAAGCAGCGAAGGACGCAGACGUCUGGACCGACGUGUUCGACACUAAAGAGAUCCGACCAAAAAUAGGAGCAGGAAUUGACACAGAAUUAUCUGCUAGAAUGGAUUUAUAUGGAGCCUGGAGUGUGCCAGUGGAAUAAUGUGACUCGUAAAUUAAUUCAAAAUGUGUAUACAAAUUAGAGUCAUUACCUGGGGCAGCAGCUGUGUAUUGUCUGGAAGGAUAAUGAGCAAACUUAGAAGUGCCUUUUAUUUAAAAAACAAUAUAUACUUUAUGUUAAAUACUAUAGUACUGAUUUCUCCAGUCUCUUAAAUUCAGCUCCCAUAAUGAUCAUAAUCAACACCAUCGGUCAGUCUGACGGUGUGGAUUCAUUUCCCAGUGGGCGUUGGAGUGUUUGCUGUUCUUUUACCGAUCUAAUAUUUAUUUUUAGACCUACCCACGUUCUCUCCAGAGCCUGUUUAUUGCACACUACCAGUUUAACCUGUUAAAAUAAAGCUUACACUGCACCGCUGCACCAUCUUGUGGCACAAAGUGGUAGUGCAUAAAGGUACGGCCCAGUCUUGUUAUUAACUUCAGUUGAUAUCUCAACAAAAAAAUAUCUGUAUUUAGCCUUUUUUUUCUUUAAGCAGCACAGUUCAGGUUGUAAUCUGGAAAGUAUGGAGCGAAUGAGCGGCAGGUGGGACUCAAGUCUUUGUUACCUGGCCAGGUGAGCUAUAGCGGUGGCCAUCUAAUGAAUCUUUAAUUGAUAAACUUAAGAUUAUUAUUUCACUGGGACACUUGAGACUCCAUAUUUACAGCUGUAGUUCCACGACACGUGCAUACUAAUUUAUACUUUCUUACCACGUUGCCCACAAAGGUAGAAAAGAGAACAGGUAGCUAUCAGGUGACGAUGCAGACUUUCAGUUGUUGUGUUUUUAAUUUAUCAUUUUGUGUACUUUUGGUUUGAUUUGCUUUGAGCAGAAAUGUUUUCUAAUGAGAUGGAUAAGGAAAAUGUGUAUCUAUCUAUUGAGGAAUAAUGCUGUUUAAUAUUAGGGGCAAUACAAAGUGCGGUAAAUAAACACACUGAUAUCUUAAUAGAGAGAUUGUGAAGGUGUUUAAUGUACGGAGGUAAAUAAAGACUUUUUUCUUUAAAAUGUCUUGUUUUUAUUCCGAUUCAUGUUUUUGAUAAUGAAAAGACAAACCAAUCACUUUUACAUUAAAGGAUCAACUUCAGAUUUAUUCACAAAACAAAGCCUGACAGUUAAGAAAAGAGAGAUUUUGCACAGAGUGAAAGAACAAGUGUGGAGUUUGCACUGAUACAGCCGUUACUAACACACAUGUAAGCAUAAAGAGCUGGUCAGACGUUUCCUGUCGACUCCACUGAGCUUUAAACACACCACCGAGCAGAUAAAGACAAUAAAAAUGUAACUUCUAAAGGAAGCAAAGAAGUGAUUGGGUUGUAAUACAUGAAAGAAAAGAUGUUAAUGCCAUUUUGUGUUCAUUAUAUUCACCAUGAGAAGUAUCAAGAUAAAUGGAAAGUUAUACAGUGACAAAACUAACAACUUUGCUGCUCCGACCAAUAACAGCCACCAACACCAACAGCAGGAUUUUGGCUUAUCCAGGUAACUUGAGACUAAACCUGGGUUUUAGUAUUACAGAGGUGGUUCAGCAGCCAUGGUGCUUUCAGUCUGUUUUGUGUUUAACCACCUCAGAUUUUUCUAGUAGUGCACUACAUAAAAGUCAGUCACUGCUGCCCACGUGAUCAUGCUAUUAGCUAUGUUAUCAGGCUGAUAACAACCUUUGUGUGACUGCUUGGCCUGACUGGGGCUGUCAGGGUUCGUGAAGCCAGACAACAGAAAGAUAUCCUGCAUUUAACUUGCUUCCAAGUACAAGGCCCGAAUGAUCAGUUAGGAAUACCCUCAAACUAAAACGAUACGUAUGCACUGUAGUGCA